CAUAAUGCAUUUGGGUGCCGCUGCUCCUGCAUUCACAUCCGCUCGCCUCGCUAUCAGCGCUGGAGAAAGGACUUUGAGAAACUGCGGCGAUGUCAGUCCAGGUUGUGGCAGCGAAAAUGGCAGAGGUCGAACUCAAAGACGUCUCCGCCGGCAAAGCCCUGCCGGCCGAGUCCCCGGUGACGCCGACCUCGGAGGAGAAGACCCUCGCCAGAAACGAGCCGCAGAAGGAGGCCGGUUCCUCCGCCGCAGCCGCUACGUCUCCCACCGCGGAGCCCUCCGCGAAAGCCGGGGAAGGCAGCCGGGGCUUGCUCACCCCGAGCGCCGCCAAGAUGCCACAGGCGUCCGCUUUGAAGCACUCGGACCCGCAGCAGAACGGCGGGGACGCUUUCGUGAACCGUGACGGCACGGUCGCCGAGGCUCCGCGGAUGAAAAAGAUCCAGUUUGCAGACCAGAAACAGGAGUUCAACAAGCGCCCGUCUAAGAUCGGCCGGCGCUCUCUGUCCCGCUCCAUCUCCCAGUCCUCCACCGACAGCUACAGCUCAGCGGCGUCGUACACCGACAGCUCCGACGAUGAGACCUCACCCCGGGACAAACAGCAGAAGAACUCCAAAGGCAACGGAGAUUUCUGCAUCAAAAACAUCAAGCAGGCCGACUUCGGGCGCAGAGAGAUCGAGAUCGCAGAGCAAGAGAUGCCAGCACUGAUGGCGCUGAGGAAGCGAGCUCAGGGGGAGAAACCCCUCGCCGGUGCCAAGGUGGUGGGCUGCACACACAUCACCGCGCAGACCGCUGUGCUGAUGGAGACUCUGUCAGCUCUGGGCGCUCAGUGCAGGUGGGCAGCCUGCAACAUCUACUCCACCCAGAAUGAAGUGGCUGCAGCUCUGGCAGAAGGAGGUUUCAGCGUGUUCGCCUGGAAGGGUGAGUCAGAGGAUGACUUCUGGUGGUGCAUCGACCGCUGCGUCAACGUGGAAGGCUGGCAACCCAACAUGAUCCUGGAUGACGGUGGAGACCUGACGCACUGGAUUUAUAAAAAGUACCCCAACAUGUUCAAGAAGAUCAAGGGCAUCGUAGAGGAGAGUGUUACUGGUGUCCACAGGUUGUACCAACUGUCCAAGGCGGGGAAGCUGUGUGUUCCAGCCAUGAACGUCAACGACUCUGUUACCAAGCAAAAGUUCGACAACCUUUACUGCUGCAGAGAAUCCAUCUUAGACGGCUUGAAGAGGACCACUGAUGUGAUGUUUGGAGGCAAACAGGUGGUGGUGUGUGGAUAUGGAGAGGUUGGAAAAGGUUGCUGCGCUGCCCUCAAAGCCAUGGGCUCCAUCGUCUACGUCACAGAGAUCGACCCCAUCUGUGCCUUGCAGGCCUGCAUGGAUGGCUUCAGACUGGUGAAACUCAACGAAGUCAUCAGACAAGUGGACAUCGUCAUCACCUGCACAGGUAAUAAGAACGUUGUGGUGAGAGAGCACCUGGACCGCAUGAAGAACGGCUGCAUUGUCUGCAACAUGGGGCACUCCAACACCGAGAUCGAUGUGGCCAGCCUGCGGACCCCUGAACUAACCUGGGAGAGGGUUCGCUCACAGGUGGACCACAUCAUCUGGCCGGAUGCCAAGAGGAUAGUCCUGCUGGCAGAGGGCCGUCUGCUGAACCUCAGCUGCUCCACUGUGCCCACGUUUGUGCUCUCCAUCACUGCCACGACCCAGGCUCUGGCCCUGAUAGAACUCUACAACGCCCCCGAGGGACGGUACAAGCAGGAUGUUUAUCUGCUGCCCAAGAAAAUGGAUGAGUAUGUGGCCAGCCUACAUCUCCCUACGUUUGACGCGCAUCUCACAGAGUUGACUGAUGAGCAGGCCAAGUACCUGGGCUUGAACAAGAACGGGCCCUUUAAGCCAAACUACUAUAGGUAUUAAACCAUUGAGUUGAAUGAGGAAAUAUCAGUUCUCCAUGAAUCGCACAGACUCAGAGGGAGAAGAGGAGGACAGGGGGGAAGGAAGGAUAGACGGCAUAGUGAAAACAUCUGCUUUACAUCUGGAGCAAAGAAGAAGCCCUAACUUUUCCUGUUUCCUUCUUUAUUUUAUUCCCACCCGCCCACAGUAAUAAUUGUUUUAAUAAAACGAAUAAUCACUCUCGCUCCUCGUCAAACAAGAGUUGUUUUACUUUCUCCCUCAUCUCUCUAGAUGCGUCGAGUUGUCUGUUAGUGCUCUAUCCUCCCCCCACGCUGCCAGAAUUUUGAUUCUUUAUCUCUUAAAAAGAUGAAACGAAGACUCUGUAAGCAAAACUUUGAUUGUUUUUCUUUUUUUUUUAAAGGUGUGCAAAUGAAGAUUUAGUCAUGGACAGUUCUUCCCUUUUUUUGCUAUUAUUUUUUUCUCCCUCAUCGUCUUUUGUUUUCUACCCUUUGAUUUUCAGGGUUUUUUUUUCAAAAAACAAAACAAAAAUAGGGCGGGUUGCAGGUCUUGUGUGAGGGCCUCAGGGGUCCAAUCAUAUCUUGUAUUUUAAUGCUUUUUUUCCCCCAUUUGUAUAAACAUAACUGGAUGUUGACUUGCUCUCCUCACCCGUCUCUUAAACCCACAGUGAAACCAUCUCUUUGGCUGCUCUUUUGGUCUCCAGCUGCUCAAAACACACCAGUGUUGAAGUCACAACAAGUAUUUAAUCAUUUUCGUUUUUAUUUUUCUUUGUCCUUUUCUUUAACGAGAAAGACUAUACUGUAGUAGAAGCAUGGCAGAUUGUCAAAUCAUUACAAAGGUAUACUGUAUAUUUAGAUAUUUAUAUAGAAUUUAAGAUUUUUCUAUCUCUCCAUCUAAUCUUUCAUUUUUGACCGAAUCGUCGUGUCGCACAGAGAAGCAACUAAAUGUUCUAACCAUCUGUAAUAAAUGUACUCAAACCCUCAUUCUGAAUACUGUGACAGAGUAUUUACAUAGCAUGAAGCAGUUUGUUGCAGGUACUCCAUAAAAAAGUAUGGUGCUUGUUUUUUUUUUUUUUUGUACUUGCCAUACACAUUGAACAGGUUAAGGGUACUGAAAUGUGUCAAUUACUCGCCAACUUUCUGACUGACGAUUGUUUUUAUCCUAAUCACAGAAGCACAUUCAUCUUCAUGUUUGGAGAUCAGAUUUUGCGAUGACUUUCCAUCCACUAUUGAAGGACUUUUUUUCUUUUAUUAUUGUGUAAUAAGAUGCAAUCACUAUUAACAUCUCAUCUGCACAGGCCUCAAUGCUUAACCAGAUGUAAACCCAAACCAGUGUCGCUAUACUAUGUAAUAUAAAAAAAAAUCCAUCAUGCAUCCCCUCCAGAUUUUUUGACACCCCAAGUAAAGCUACGACCUGAAGCCUUAAAUUAAUCUUUCAUUUCUUUAAAAAAAUUUUUUCCCUUGAUCAGUGUUUAAAUACCUUUUUUUCAAUCCUAAAAUACGACUUCCUGUUCCGCUGCUGUAUAAAAAUGAUAUAGCACAGAUGACCAUUUCCAGUUUCCUGUGAACAUUUCCACAUCUUCUUCCAUGACACAACAGAUUGAAAGCAAGAAAUGCAUUCGUACUUCCUGUUAUCUUCUGUAAUUCGUACUCUUUUGCAGACUAAAUUAAGAGCAGACGUCUUCCUUUCAAAGGCGCUUCUUGCAGUUUGUUUUUUUUUGCAUCUCCCAACUUCAUUUGAAACACUUACACUGAAACUAAUCUUCUUUCGGUAACAACUUCAACACCGAAGACUAUUGUCAACUUGUAACAAUGGUAUGUUGCGUUCAUUGGUCAGGUUAAUGAUUUAAUUUUUGAGUUUCUGACCACCAAAGUUGAAUCCAAUCGUUCUGAAAAUGUGUUUGAUUCUAAUCAACAGCCAGUUUGUCUGCAUCUCAAGUGAACAUCAGUGCAAUUAGUGAGUUAGAAGCGGAGGCGAUGUCACACUGUGCGAGUUAAAGCAAAGUAGCGUCAAAAAGUACUACAUUCUUAAAAUCAGUGAAUUAAAAUUAAUCAUUUUGUCUCCAUGAGUAUUAAAGAAUGUAUUCCCUUACCUUUAGUCUAAAAUUUCACAAAUCCACUAUAAUGGCAGAAAUAGACUGAAAGGAUAAAACAGAAAUGGUACCACAUUUGGUUUAGCCUUCCCAUUAUCCGCUUUAAGUCUCUCUUGCUCUCACAGCCUGAAUAAAUUUAGACUCAUCUCCUUUUCAGGAACUCUUUACACUUCACUCACAUUGAAAACGCCUAACUUUCCUCCUUCAGUAACGACGUCUGCACUGAAGGGUGUUGCUGGUACCACGGCUUGCACUUAAUAUGGUGUACGACAUGCAAACGCCGUGAGGUCAGCGCGUCUUUACUUUAGGCUUUUUGUUUGCAUCUUUACCCAGGGUGUCAGUGCUUUGUAUGGAACCAUAAUCAGCCGAUGUUUAUCCCAACCAGAAAGCAUUUCAUACUGUGAUGCGCAUUUCAAGCUUAUUUUUCCAACUCGGCGUUUGAAAGAGUUUUUUUUUUUGUUUUUUUUAACUCUUCACCCAUCUACAAUUUAUCUCUGACUUUCAUUCAAAACGUUAAUAUCAAAAAGAGUUGAAUGGUGGCCCAAAAGAAGUGUGUAGUAUAAAAAUCUGUUCCUCCAUUCUGUGUCACAGUCGGUGUCUGUGUGUCCUCGUCUCCUUGUGCUGUUGAAUCUCCACACAGGAUUGUGUGACCCAUUGUCUUAAGGCCUAUUUUUUCCCCCCUUUAAUUCUGUAAAUGUGUGCUAAUGAAUGAUGUGCGUAUGCGUGUGUGUUUGUCCAUGUCUUUUAUGUUUUUAUUUCUGUCUCGCAGGCCGUAGUUAUUUUUUAACAGCUGCCUCAGGAUCCUGACCUGCGGGUUUAGGGAGGAGAACUGUUUUAAUAUACGGUUAACUGGACGAGGGAAGACACCAGCAUUGUUUAUGUGUAUACAAACUAUAUACAGAUCUGACAAAAAAAAAAAUGUAGGUGUAUAGGAAGGUGUAAAGAAGUCUCCUGUAUUUAUUGAUGUAAAUCCUCAUACAGUACAAACUGGCUAAAUUCUCAGUCAUGCUUUAAGUUGUCAAAAACAAAAAAAAAUCUGAAGUGAUCAUGUUAGAAGAUGAGCAAUAAUCUGUAAUAUUAAUGAAUAAAACUGUAAAAAGUGGAA
Messenger RNA from Xiphophorus hellerii (green swordtail), 5095 nucleotides. RefSeq names its product adenosylhomocysteinase like 2b (gene ahcyl2b). Bases 90 to 1904 code for a protein of 604 amino acids. The transcript has 17 exons. The record is from RefSeq and is a predicted model, not a curated record. Lineage: Eukaryota; Metazoa; Chordata; Actinopteri; Cyprinodontiformes; Poeciliidae. Gene Ontology annotation, biological process: L-methionine cycle. Gene Ontology annotation, cellular component: cytosol.